AAUAGGAGAUAACCUGGGUUUAGACUAUCACAUGUAUUACUCACUGGUAAAUUUUCAUGCAGAGAAGCCUAGGCCCUCCCACAGCGGCCAAGUAUGGCAGUAUUGGAGGCACCAGGGACGUCAGUCAGCAGGAAGAGGAUGCGCUUCACGGUACCGCCAGCACAUACAUAUUCAAGUUUGGGGGGAUAUAGCAGCGAGGAAGAAAUUCAAGAGCACACAGAAUCUAAUGGUGGUAAUGAGGAGAGGCAAGACGAAGAGGACGAGCAGGGUCAAGAGGAAAGCCAGCACGAUAAAGAGCCCUCAGAGUCCGAGGGUGAUGAUGAGAGUCUGGAUGAAGAAGACGCGCAGGUAGAGCAGGAAAGGCAAACCGAUCAAGAGCAGUCAGAAUCUGAUAGUGACGAGGAGAGUGGGCCGGAUGAAGAAGACGAGCAGGUAGAGCAGGAAAGGCAAAUGACUAAAGAGAGCUCCGAGCCUGAUGGUGAAGAUGAGGUGCAGGACGAACUGGACGAGCUGCUAGAGCAGUCAAGGCAAAUGGAUCAGGAGAGCUCAGAAUCUAAUGGUGACGACGAGGAGGACAAACUGGACGAGCAGGAAGGGCAAAUGGAUCAAGAGAGCUCAGAAUCUGACGGUGAAGAUGAGGAGGAGGACGAAGUGGAUGGACAGGAAGGGCAAAUGGAUCAAGAGAGCUCAGAACCUGGUGGUGAAGACGAGGAGCAGGACGAAGAGGACGACCAGGAAAGACAAAUGGAUCAAGAGAGCUCAGAAUCUGAUGGUGAAGUUGAGGAGCGGGAUGGAGAGGACGACCAGGAAAGGCAAAUGGAUCAAGAGAGCUCAGAAUCUGACGGUGAAGACGAGGAUCAAGACGAAGAGGACGACCAAGAAAGGCAAACGGAUCAAGUGAGCUCAGAAUCUGACGGCGAAUAUGAGGAGCGGGAUGGAGAGGGUGACCAGGAAAGGCAAACGGAUCAAGAGAGCUCAGAAUCUGAUGAUGAAGACGAGGAAGAGGACGAAGAGGAUGAGCAGGUAGAGCAGGAAAGGCAAAUUGACCAAGAGAGCUCAGAAUCUGACGGUGAAGACGAGGAGCAGGACGAAGUGGAUGAGGAGGUAGAACAGGAAAUGCAAAUUGAUCAAGAGCUCUCAGAAUCUGAUCAAGCACAUUCGGAAAGCCAAAGCAUUCAAGCUCCUGUGGAGUCUGCUGGUAGCGAAGAAGAGGACGAGCAGAUAGAGCAGGAAAUGCAUAUCGAUCAAGCAUACUCGGAAAUUGAUGGUGAAGACGAGGAACAGUACGUAGAAGAACACCUGGGGGAGGAGGAAAGCCAAAACAAUCAAGAAUCUGUAGGUGGGGACGAGGAUGGACAGGAAGAAGAUGACGAGCAGGUGGAGGAUGUUUCAGACAGGGGAUGCGUUCACAAAAACUCCUCUGAGCCGGUAUUGGCACCACCACCGUCCAAGCAUACAGCGAUAGCGAACAUGACGUUGGACGAGGACAUGCUCGAUUGCGGUGUUUGUUGCCUACCCCUCAAGCCACCAAUCUUCCAGUGUGAUGUCGGCCACGUGGUGUGCUCAUCGUGUCGGAACAAGCUGGCCACGUUUGGGAGGUGCCAUGUCUGUAGCACUGCAAUUACCGGUGGCUACCGCCGGUGCCAUGCCUUGGAGCAGCUGGUGGAGUCCAUCCGGGGGUCAUGCCCCAAUGCAACCUAUGGCUGCGCUGCCAGGGUGCCCUACUAUGACCUCCAUGCUCACCUUCUGGAUUGCCCGCACGGUCCGUGCCACUGCCCUAGAGAAGCAUGUGGCUUCGUUGGCUCGACAUCGGCGCUCCUUGAUCACUUCGUCGGCACACACAAGUGGCCAUGCAUCACCGGGGUUCGGAACAGCGAGAAUCGUGCCUUCCACCUUCAUGAUGGCUUCAACUUCAUGGCUGUCGUCCAUGACACCAGAGAGUACCUAUUCCUGUUAAGGGUGACACGCUCACCAUUUGGCCGCGUGAUAUCGUCCGUGUGCUUACACCCUCAAGCCGCAGCCAAUGGUUCUCGGUCAAAGAAUGUGAAGUGCAGGCUCCAGCUCAUCUACUUGCGCGACAUCUUCGAUGACUCCGAGGUGCUGUCCCAUGUCCAGGAUUCUUCUUUCAAAGUGGCAUGCACUGAUCUCUCCAGUGGGAUGCCCAACCCCUGCUUCCAGUUCAUCGUGCCCUACGAGGUUCAACCAGAAGCUGCGGCUACUGUCGAAGUCAAAGUAUCUUUCACCAUCCGGUAGAUCAGCUGCUUAUCUGCCUUUAGUUAGCUUUAUCGAUUAUUAGAAGUAUAGAUACUUGGUGAACAACUUUGGCGAGGAUCUAUUCGCUGGAAUACUAGCAUAGUUUUCGGAUCUGGAGCUAGUUUUGCCUGAAUAUUUAUCACCUGCCAUAUAGUAGGUUCAUUAUCAUCCA
Molecule: messenger RNA, 2425 nt
Organism: Lolium rigidum
Lineage: Eukaryota; Viridiplantae; Streptophyta; Magnoliopsida; Poales; Poaceae
Product: sarcoplasmic reticulum histidine-rich calcium-binding protein-like
Exons: 2
Coding region: 94-2253 (719 amino acids)
Cellular component (GO): cytoplasm
Molecular function (GO): ubiquitin protein ligase activity; zinc ion binding
Source: RefSeq, a predicted model, not a curated record